Pedinophyceae sp. YPF-701 is the source of this 750-nucleotide messenger RNA. Lineage: Eukaryota; Viridiplantae; Chlorophyta; Pedinophyceae. The record is from the annotation of a GenBank genome assembly.
AUGACGUCCCCUGGGAAGCGGCGAGAGAUGGACGUGAUGAAACUUAUGAUGAGCGACUACAAGGUGGACCUGGUGAAUGACAGCCUCUGCGAGCUCAACGUGGAGUUCCACGGACCAAAGAACAGUCCCUACGAGGGCGGCCAGUGGCGCGUACACGUCGAGCUGCCUGAGGGGUACCCCUUCAAGAGCCCGUCCAUCGGCUUCGUGAACCGCAUUUUCCACCCGAACGUCGACGAGAGCGCCGGCUCCGUCUGCCUCGACGUCAUCAACCAGACCUGGUCGCCCAUGUUCGACCUCGUCAACGUCUUCGAGGUCUUCCUCCCACAGCUGCUUCUGUACCCCAACCCUACGGACCCGCUCAACGGCGAGGCCGCCGCGCUCUUGAUCCGCCAGCCCGCGGCGUACGAGGCCAAGGUCAAGGAGUACGUGCGGAAGUUCGCCCUCGCGGACAACUCGAGGGCCGGCAAGGGCGCGGGGGGCAAGCGUGGCGCCGGCGACAAGGAGGGCGGCGCGAAGAAGCGCACGGGGUCGGGCCCGCGGGACGUGCCGGGCGCCGGGGGCAACGAGCGGGGUGGGGGCAACGUCGGCGGCGAGCCUGGCGCGAACGUGGGCGCGGGCGAGGCGGGGGGCAGCGAGCGGGCGGACAGCGGGCUGUCGCCGCAGCCGAGCAGCGUGAGCGGCGGCAGCGCGUCGGACGCGUUCGCGAGCUCGGACGACGAGGACAGCGACGGGGACAGCGCGAUGCACUGA